Molecule: messenger RNA, 1748 nt
Organism: Durio zibethinus
Lineage: Eukaryota; Viridiplantae; Streptophyta; Magnoliopsida; Malvales; Malvaceae
Product: acetylornithine deacetylase-like
Molecular function (GO): hydrolase activity
Source: RefSeq, a predicted model, not a curated record
CGUUUAGAUAUAAACCUGCCGUUUCCAGAGUCCAAGAGUCAGCUUCUGAAACGCAAACUCUCCCCUGUUUCAUUCAAGUCUCCAAUGGCAACUUCCAACGUGAAACAAACUCUGGGCAACCUAAAUGAGGAAUCUUUUGUGUCACUUCUAACAAAGAUCAUAGGAGAAUCUAUGUUCCUUCAAAACAACCCUCCGGAACUGAUCCCAGAAGAAGACAGGGUAGUUAAGCAUGUGCUAGAUUGUCUCCUCCCUUACAGUACAACAACUGGAGCAGGACCUUUGGUUGUUAACCAUGUUACUUAUUUCCCUGGAAGAGGCAAUCUCAUUGUGGAGUAUCCUGGGACUGAGCCUGGGAAGAUCUUGUCUUUCGUUGGGAUGCAUAUGGAUGUUGUCACUGCCGAUCCCAAUGAUUGGGAUUUUGAUCCUUUCUCAUUAAGCAUUGAUGGUGAUAAACUUCGUGGCCGUGGAACUACUGAUUGUUUGGGACAUGUUGCCCUUGUAACUGAACUCAUGAGGAGACUUGCUGAGAUAAAACCGAAACUAAAAUCAACUGUUGUUGCAGUUUUUAUAGCCAAUGAAGAGAACUCUGCAAUAACCGGAGUUGGUGUUGAUGCACUGGUGAAAGAUGGUCUGCUUGAUAAGCUAAAGGGAGGCCCCCUUUUCUGGAUUGAUACAGCGGAUAAACAACCUUGCAUUGGUACUGGUGGUAUGAUACCCUGGAAACUUCAUGUGACGGGGAAGCUUUUUCACAGUGGUUUAGCACACAAGGCUAUAAAUCCAUUGGAGCUAGGCAUGGAAGCACUUAAGGAAAUCCAGCUACGGUUUUAUAAAGACUUUCCACCCCAUCUGCAGGAGCAAGUAUAUGGAUUUGCUACACCAUCAACCAUGAAGCCAACACAAUGGAGUUAUCCAGGUGGUGGAAUCAAUCAAAUACCUGGAGAGUGUACAAUAGCGGGAGAUGUCAGGUUAACUCCUUUCUACAAUGUAAAAGAUGUAAUGGAGAAGCUACAAGAAUAUGUAGAUGACAUAAAUGAAUAUACGGACAAGCUAGACACACGGGGUCCAGUUUCAAAAUAUAUCCUACCUGAUGAAAACCUUAGAGGAAGCCUUACACUGACUUUUGAUGAGGCUAUGUCUGGAGUUGCUUGUGAUCUUGAUUCUCUCGGCUUCCAUGUAUUGUGCAAAGCAACUUUAGAGGCAGUUGGACAUGUGAAGCCUUACUCGAUUACUGGAAGUUUGCCACUCAUUCGGGAGCUGCAAGAUGAAGGUUUUGAUGUUCAAACUGCUGGUUACGGUUUAAUGGCCACGUACCAUGCCAAGAAUGAGUAUUGCCUUCUUUCCGAUAUGUGCCAAGGCUAUCAAGUUUUUACCAGUAUCAUCUCCCAGUUAGAGGAUUGAGACAAAGCAUUAGACAUUAACUAGCUAAGGAUCAUAUCAUAAUCAUUCCCCCAUAAGUGAUGCGACAUAAUCAUAUGUCAUUUGAUUAGCUUAUAUAAUAAAUGUUACGAGGUAGGCCCCGAUCGCACAAUGUUUACUGUUUGUUUGUUUAAUGUGGAUUUUGCUCGUUUGGUUUCUAAAAGCACCCAUUUUUAUCUAUUUCUGUUGUUCUUUCGGCCUUCGGCUGAGUUGUUAUGUAAGAAAACUGGCUCAAGAUGAAGUUAGCAAGCAGUGGGGCAAGGAGGGAGGUUUCUUUGUCCUUUGAAAAUGGAAAAGUGGUCGCCUUCUUUAUACAACGUAUUUUUACAGUA